Sardina pilchardus (European sardine) is the source of this 1490-nucleotide messenger RNA. RefSeq names its product uromodulin-like. Gene Ontology annotation, biological process: neutrophil migration. Gene Ontology annotation, cellular component: apical plasma membrane; cell surface. The transcript has 8 exons. The record is from RefSeq and is a predicted model, not a curated record. Bases 1 to 1074 code for a protein of 357 amino acids. NCBI's taxonomy places the organism in Eukaryota, Metazoa, Chordata, Actinopteri, Clupeiformes, Clupeidae.
AUGGUUGAUCCUUGUAAAGAGCUGGACUGCACUGAGGAUGAGUUGUGUGGCCCGAAGAAUGGAGUCCACGGCUGCUUCUGCAACGAGGAUCACCCGAGAUCUCAUCCUGAGCGCUAUGACUCUGUGGAGUUCUGCUCCAACAGCACCGGCACCAUAUCUUUGUCUCGCUGCCAGCUGUUUGAGGCAGGCUUCUUGGCUGACUCCCUCCGCCUCAAUGACCCCAGCUGCAACGGCACACUCCAAGAUGGCAGAGUGGAGUUCCUCUUUGACAAUGACAACCACACUUGUGGAACCUCGCUAAGGAGUAACAGCACCCACUUCAUCUAUGAGAACACCAUCCAUGGAGGGGCCAACUCAGCCAGCGGUCCCAUCAGCAGAGAGAGACAGAUAGACCUGCUCUUCAGCUGUGUCUACCCCCUCACACAGACCCUCUCCAUGAAUAUAGAAAUCAACCCACUGGAGAGCCGUAUCACUAAGAAGCUACCAGGAGGGGAAGGAAGCUACCAUGUUCGUAUGAUUCCCUAUGAAGAUGCAGGAUUCUCCCAUGCGUUCUCUGGGAGGGUGAAUGUGGCAGUGAAUCAGCAGAUCUAUGUGGCUCUUCAAGUGGACGGAGUGGACAGCCGCCAGAUCGCCAUGGUGAUCAACUCCUGCUGGGCCACUCCUGUCAAUCAGCCAAACUACCACAUCCGAUGGGACCUCAUCAGAAACGAGUGUGCUAACCCCAAUGACAACACAGUGGAGCUGGUGGAGAAUGGGGUCAGCACAACAGGCCGAUUCUCCUUCAGGAUGUUCUCCUUCAACGCAAACUCCUCCCAGGUUUACCUGUACUGCAGCAUCCACCUGUGCUUGAUGGCAAACAAUAACUGCACAGCCCACUGUAACCAUCAGAGGCAGCGUCGUUCUGUUGAUUUCCAUGACAGCGCCUCCAUCUCACUGGGGCCUCUGGUUUUGACCAAUGAGGGGAGAAAUAAGUUUGUUCCGCACCCUGUGAGGGUGUCUAAGGCCUCAGGUCUGACGGCAUCUCUGAUGGUCCUGCUCCUGUCUGUUCUCCCUCUCAGGGCUCUGCUCGUCUAACACACAACUUUUACAGACUUUUGCACAUUACUGAUUUCAGCAUGGCCCUUGUGUGUAUGGCAAAUGUGUUGUUGUUUCAUUCAACUGUGAUCUUAGGGGGGCAACUGUAUUCAGUGAGCAGUAACCAUAGUAAUGGGAAUAGGUGAAGGACAUACUGUAUGGAAGGACCAACAGAAAAGUCAGUCUGGUUUAAACUAUAAUCUAAUUAAACUAUACGCAUUGUGAUUUAAAUUUGCUAAGGGGUUUUCUGACAAGUUCCUUUCAACAUUUGAAGAUGUAAAAAUACGGUGAUGAUUAUGGGCUUAUAUGGAGUGUUCUAGAACCCUGUGCUUUUUUCAGGAUAACUUUUAUACUGUAGCUUUGAUUUUGUUCUUGGCCAUUAAAAGGGCCAUCUGCAUACAUGAAAUGUUUUAUAA